Messenger RNA from Poecilia latipinna (sailfin molly), 1405 nucleotides. It is a transcript of the gene pcbp3, whose product is annotated as poly(rC) binding protein 3. Bases 78 to 1061 code for a protein of 327 amino acids. The record is from RefSeq and is a predicted model, not a curated record. NCBI's taxonomy places the organism in Eukaryota, Metazoa, Chordata, Actinopteri, Cyprinodontiformes, Poeciliidae. The transcript is spliced from 12 exons. Gene Ontology annotation, molecular function: RNA binding.
GAGCAGAAACGUUCCCAGUCCAGGAGCAGAAACGUUCCCAGUCCAGGAGCAGAAACGUUCCCAGUCUCCCGCCCAGCAUGGACAACACCAAGGUCCAGUCGGAGGGCGGGCUGAACGUCACCCUGACCAUCCGCCUCCUCAUGCACGGAAAAGAAGUGGGGAGUAUAAUCGGCAAGAAAGGAGAAACUGUGAAGAAAAUGCGUGAAGAGAGCGGAGCAAGAAUCAACAUUUCAGAGGGAAACUGUCCAGAGAGGAUCGUCACCAUUACUGGACCUACAGACACCAUUUUCAAGGCUUUCGCCAUGAUUGCCUAUAAAUUUGAGGAGGACAUAAUCAAUUCGAUGAGUAACAGUCCAGCCACCAGCAAGCCGCCCGUCACCCUGAGGCUCGUGGUGCCGGCCAGUCAGUGCGGCUCGCUCAUCGGGAAGGGAGGCUCCAAAAUCAAAGAGAUGAGAGAGUCCACAGGGGCCCAGGUCCAGGUGGCGGGGGACAUGCUGCCCAACUCCACCGAACGCGCCGUGACAAUCUCUGGAACCCCAGAAGCCAUCAUCCAGUGUGUCAAGCAGAUCUGUGUGGUCAUGCUGGAGUCCCCACCAAAAGGUGCCACCAUCCCCUACCGCCCAAAGCCUGCCUCCACCCCCGUCAUCUUUUCAGGUGGCCAGGCCUACACAAUUCAGGGACAGUACGCCAUCCCACACCCAGACCAGUUGACCAAGCUCCACCAGUUGGCUAUGCAGCAAACCCCCUUUACCCCUCUCGGACAGACCACCCCUGCUUUCCCUGGUUUGGAUGCCAGCCCACCAGCCAGCACCCACGAACUCACCAUUCCCAAUGAUCUAAUAGGCUGCAUUAUUGGACGCCAGGGAACCAAAAUAAAUGAGAUUCGACAGAUGUCUGGGGCGCAGAUCAAAAUCGCCAACGCCAUGGAGGGCUCAUCAGAGCGGCAGAUAACCAUCACAGGGACCCCUGCUAACAUCAGCCUGGCUCAGUACCUCAUCAACGCCAGGUUCAGAGACGUGGCCGCCAUGUGGAACGACCCAUCGUCCAUGACUACAUCCUGAAGGCCGCCAAAUUCUGGCUAUAGCAUUAGCACCUUGAUUCUGCGUUCACUGUUAGCUUGGAGCCAAUAAGUUCUUUGUUAGAGCCUGUUUUCUGCGUAUUGGUGUAAAAAAUACUUUGACAUUUUGAAAAACAUGCUUAUCCUGCUGUUUAAUGUAGAUAAACAUACAAUUAGUCAUAUGUUAGCUUAGCCUCAGUUAGCAUUCCCAGUUAGCUUAGCAUCAUAAACAUCCUAACCAGAAACAUUUUGAAAUAAAUUGGUUGCAGUGACAACAAAACAUUUUUAAGUGCUGAAAUCUUGAAAUGUGAAGAUAAAUGUUAUUAAAAAUGUCAGUAACACUUUAUU